Messenger RNA from Marchantia polymorpha subsp. ruderalis, 2529 nucleotides. The record is from the annotation of a GenBank genome assembly. Lineage: Eukaryota; Viridiplantae; Streptophyta; Marchantiopsida; Marchantiales; Marchantiaceae.
CAGCAGCUGGUCUGAAAUCCCCCACCUCCUUACAUUCGAGCAACACAAUUGGCAUUCUAGUUUCUCUCGUGACCCGUCUCCCACUGCAAGUCGCUCUCACCUCCCUCUCUCUCUCACUCUCUCUCUUUCUCGGGUCUCCUCUCCUGCUCGCCUAUCUCUAUCUCGUCCGCUUUCCAGCUCCAGUCAUUCUCUCAUCCGCUUGCGUGCUCGCUCUCCCUUCCAAUCUCUGUCAAUCUUUCUCCCUCUCUCUCUCUCUCACUCUCACUCUCUUCUCGGCCUGCCCCACUGGGCGAGUGCUGUGUUGCGCACACAAGUCGAACAUUCCACUGUUAGUUUGUCUGUAUGACUGUCCGGCUCUAGCAGGCAAGGCGAAGAAGGUUGGCCUGGCGGGCAGAGGCUGGAAUUUGAAGAAGAAACCAGCAGUCGCGUUCCAUCGUCUUCUGCUUCUUCUUCUUCUUGCUCCGUGCUCGCUUUUCGAACGAGUUUCGUAGCGAGUGCCAUUCGCUCGGCGUACAGACCAGCCCAGCUCUCUGUGGCAGGCAGGCAGGCAGGCAGGCAGGCCUUGCUCUCUCCUGCAGCUCUGGAACAGGAAGGCUCUCGAAAGACUGCGAGGUAACGCGCAGCUCCUUCUCGGCUUCGCUGUUCUCGGUUCUCUGCAAUCUCUCAUUCACGAUCGGAGCUCGGCGGGUCGAGCAUCACGGAUUGCUCAGACGAACCAUUUCGGCUGUGCGUGCCGGGAGGAACCCGUCGUCCGUCAAUCAGUUGGUCUUUCAUGCUGCUGACGUCGAGGAUUUUCUCGUCUCAGAGCGUGGCGACGUGAGCCUGAGAAAUACGGACGGCUUGGCUUGGUUCUGGUGGUGGUGGUGGUGUCGGUGUCGGAGCCGGCUCUGAACACGACGAGGAAGCAAGACUUGACAAUCAGUCUAGAUGAUGCUCCUAGCGGAGGGGAAGGAUAGAUUACGGGAGGAGGUGCAGCGGCUUAGGGCGAUGCAAGGCUCCGGAGCGAGCUUGAGCCUCAGCGUAGACUUGAGCAUGAUGGUAGCGAGGAGCCAGGACGAUUGCUCCACCGUAAGACGGCAGUGCCCCGUGCAACUGGAUCUGCUGCCCAUGCCCACUUUUCCAUCGGCUGCAGCAGCCCCGCACCCUCCCACGCAGCAGUCGCAGUCGCAGUCCCACAAUCCCUUCCCGUGGAAACCUCUCUUCAACAGAUCCCGUUCCAACUCUGCCAGUGGUAAUGAAGACAUCGAGGCGGCGGAAACUUACUCCUCGGGACACGGAGGAUCACCUCGAGGAAUCGACGUCAAUCAAAUCCCGUCUUCAGCCGAUUGCGACGACGUGGUGGUCUCGUCCCCCAACAGCAUCAAUCUGAAAAGGGAGAGGGAGAAAACGCACGAUUUUGACCUGGAACGCGACCGCACGUGUGACAUUUCCUCGAGAGGCAGCGACGAGGAAGAAGGGGGCACCACGAGGAAGAAGCUCAGACUGUCCAAGGAGCAGUCGGCUCUCCUCGAGGAAAGCUUCAAAGAGCACAGCACCCUCAACCCGAAGCAAAAGAACGCACUCGCCAAGCAGUUGAACUUGCGGCCUCGCCAAGUCGAAGUUUGGUUCCAAAACAGAAGAGCAAGGACCAAGCUGAAACAAACCGAGGUCGAUUGCGAGCUUCUGAAGCGAUGCUGCGAGACUCUGACGGAGGAGAACCGGAGACUGCAGAAGGAGCUGCAGGAGCUGAGAGCGCUGAAGGUGGCUCCUCCGUGUGUCAUUGCGCACGACUUCUACAUGCCGCUACCUGCCGCCACCCUGACCAUGUGCCCAUCCUGUGAAAGAGUAACCACCAUGGACAACAAGACACUUGCCUUCGCCAAGCCCGGAUUCUCCCACUACUCGCAAUCCUCGGCCGCAUGUUAGAGGCGGCCGGAUCGAAGCACAGACAGGAAGGAAGGAUGGAGGGUGAAGAAGCCACAGGAAAGGUGGAACGAACGGUAGGUAGGUUGUAUACAUUCACAUGACACACAGACAGACAUCGAGGACUCUUAAAGGCCUCCUGUAAUAUUGUUACUCACUCACUCACUCACACUCAAGAGCUCAAUGAUCAUUUGUGUAUUUCUCAAGUUAGCAUAGAAUUCUUCCACACUGGAAGCUUGUAAUUGACAACAAUGUAGACAUCAUGUUAAAAACGGUCGCAGUGUACACGAUCUAGAUUUUUUAAAGAUCUGAGCAGCUGCCCAAAUUGAAGAUCAGUGGUCUGAUCGCACUCAAUGCAGCGAGAUGAUAGUGCAUGCAGGCAGCCAGCCAUGUAAGUAGUUGGUAGGAUAGAGGUAUGGAUGAUCUUUGUGCAACCAGCAGUUCCAUACAUGAGUUUGACCCUGAGUGAUUAUACUGUCAAUGUCUCAAUUCUGCCGGCCCCUCGGCAGUCUGGCCCUGAGUGUUUCAUUCUUGAGCAAAAUCGACGGAGCGAAUCUACGAUCAAACCCGGGUUCACAUUUUUGUAUGGCCUUGUUGAAAUAAAGAUGCUUUACUGGAAACUUCUCA